This is a messenger RNA of Epinephelus lanceolatus (giant grouper), 4806 nucleotides long. It is a transcript of the gene mgat4c, whose product is annotated as mgat4 family member C. Gene Ontology annotation, biological process: protein N-linked glycosylation. The record is from RefSeq and is a predicted model, not a curated record. Gene Ontology annotation, molecular function: acetylglucosaminyltransferase activity. NCBI's taxonomy places the organism in Eukaryota, Metazoa, Chordata, Actinopteri, Perciformes, Serranidae.
UGAAUCCAGGGAUCUGACCGUCCGUGCCACGCAUGCACCGCUGGAGCGCACGAAUCCAGUCGCACCGCCCUCCUGUCCGCCUGCUGCUGCCGGGAGGAGCGGAGGAGAGAGCAGACCGGAGCGCAGCAUCAACACUCACGGUACCGUUGGGAUGUGGCAGCGGUCUCGACAGCUAGAAAUGCCCCGUGAAAUUUUCAAAGUUUGUCUCCUGUGAGAGCGGAAGACAAAGAAGACAGAUAAAGGGGCGCAGAGACACAGAGACAGAGACAGAGGGAGAGACACAUCGCGCGCAGCUGCAUCAGCCGCCGCAGAAAUUUCCAGCGGUGCCUUCCCCGCCUGCUGCCCGGCUCUGUCGCUCCUGAUCGAGGAGCGCGUCGGAGCCGGUGUCCGAGCCGAUCUAACGGUCAGGAGACGAGAAGGAGGGACAGAGGAGGCAGCCCACUCCUCCAGACAUCCUCCCCUCUGCGUCUGGACCCCCGCAGUGUCCGCCGAUGUGGAGCUGACACAGUGGAGCGAGUCUGGACGUAUGAAGCCAAAGUUCCUACAGAUCUCAAAGGAAUGCAGCGAGACACAUUAUUAAUGUCAAGCCUGGAAGACCCCUGCCACUUUGAUGUGUGAGCACACCCACCAAUAAUGGCCCAUAGGAUACGCAGUGGAAAUACAGCCGAGGCAGACGUGUUCAUGUUCCCCGUUCAGGUCAACCUGCAGACUUUCUCCCACAAACACAUCUGACUUUUACAAGAUCCCAGUGAGAGCCUGUACAGCAUGAGGCUGGUGUGGAAAUCCCUGGACAAGAUGAGGUGUCUGAGGAAACGCUCCACCAUCCCCUUCCUCGGCUUCCUCAUCACCUUCCUCCUCUUCCUCAACCUCUACAUUGAAGAUGGCUACGUGCUGGAAGGUGAUAAAAGGCAGCUUCGGGAAACAUCGGUCCACCCUUCCAGCUCAGAGCGAUACGUUCACACCUUCAGAGACCUGAGUAAUUUCUCUGGAACCAUUAACGUCACCUAUCGUUAUCUGGCUGGUACCCCACUGAACCGCAAGAAGUAUCUCACCAUUGGACUGUCAUCAGUCAAAAGAAAAAGAGGGAACUACCUUCUGGAGACGAUCAAAUCCAUCUUUGAUCAGUCCAGUUACGAAGAGCUCAAAGAGAUCGUGGUCGUGGUCCACCUGGCAGACUUUGACCUGGUCUGGUGUGAGAACCUGGUGCAGGAAAUCACCAGGAAGUUUGCCCACCACAUCAUAGCUGGACGCCUCCUGGUGAUCCAGGCUCCAGAGGAGUACUAUCCAUCUCUGGAUGGCUUGAAAAGGAACUACAACGACCCGGAGGACCGGGUCCGUUUCCGCUCCAAGCAGAACGUGGACUACGCUUUCCUCCUCAACUUCUGCACCAACCUCUCCCACUUCUACAUGAUGUUGGAGGACGAUGUGCGCUGCUCCAGGAACUUCCUGACGGCGCUGAAGAAGGUGAUCACCUCCAGAGAAGGUUCCUACUGGGUGAUGCUGGAGUUCUCCAAGCUGGGCUACAUCGGGAAGCUGUACCACUCCAGAGACCUGCCACGACUGGCUCAUUUCCUCCUCAUGUUCUACCAGGAAAUGCCCUGCGACUGGCUCCUCAUCCACUUCAGGGGUCUGCUGGCCCAGAAGGACGUGAUCCGCUUCAAGCCCUCGCUGUUCCAGCACAUGGGCUACUACUCCUCCUACAAAGGAGCGGAAAACAAGCUAAAGGACGACGACUUUGAGGAAGACUCCAUAGACAUUCCUGACAACCCUCCUGCCAGCCUUUACACAAACAUCAACGUCUUUGAGAACUAUGACGCCACCAAGGCUUACAGCACCGUUGAUGAAUAUUUCUGGGGGAAGCCUCCGUCCACAGGAGACUUCUUUGUCAUAGUCUUUAAUAAAUCUACCAAAAUUAGUAAAAUCAAGAUUGCCACUGGCUCUGACGACCGUCAGAAUGACAUUCUUCACCACGGAGCUCUGGAGGUAGGAGAGAAACUAGUUGGGACUAAAAAAGGGAAACAGUGUUCCUCCUAUAUCACAUUAGGGGAGUUUAAAAAUGGCAACAUAGAGGUUCAAGACGUAGACCACAAAAUUGCCUUUGACAUUGAGUGUGUUCGCAUCGUGGUGACGGCCAGUCAGAAAGAAUGGCUCAUUAUUAGGAGUAUAAGUUUAUGGACUACACAACCCCCCAGCCAAUAAGGACUACACACAAAGACUCUUAGUGUGUCAUAGAGGCAAAUGUUUUUAUUAUUACUAUUAUUUAGUAAUGUAUGUAUUUCAGGUUUAUUUAUUCAUUUUGUAUGUAUUUAUUGAUACUCAUUUUGAUUGCCAAAUCAAUCUAUAGUUUUUAUACCUGCAAGUUGUAACCUUAGUGGAGCAUCUUCCCAGUCAGUCAUUCUAAAGGACUGUUCAGCUGACCUCAGAGUAUUCAUGAACAUAUGUUUUAUUAAAUGUUCCAUAAGCUUUUAUUUAUUUCAGAUUCUGAUCCUUAACACAGGGCUGGGCGAUGAUUCAGCGUUUGGUAUUAUAACAAUAUAAUCAUAUUAUGUUGUGAUUUUACAGAGGUUUUCUGUCAAGGAUGAGGCUCACAAUAUUGUCAACCCAUUCUCAUUCGUGGAGCGUCCAAAACUGAUGCUUUGUCACGCCACUCAGCUUGCAAUAUCAGUGCAGCCUUUGGCGUCUUUAUGAGACACACUGGGCUUUCAUCUAACUCCAAUGUAAACCUGUCUAUAACAACGCUGAGAGCAACUGAUGUAGGAUAAAAAUGGACAAAGUCCAUGUAGGGUGAGUUUCAGGGGAAGUAGAUGGAUCAAACAAAGCUGAACUUUUAUCAAUCCACUCAGUGCUAUUCAAAGUCAACGAUGCUUCCUUAGUAGGACAGGUCCUUCCAAAAUGGGUCCUACAUAGGUUAGACAAGACUCAUUUCUAGCAUUCAAUCAACACACAUUAGAACAGGCUAGUAGGUGCCCAGGUGUGUGUCAGUGAAGAGGCCCCACCUUCAAUACUGGCAAAUUGUGUGCAAAGAAUUCAUGCCAACUGAAAAUACACACAUGCAUCCUUGAACAUUCUUUGAAGGAAGGACUCGGUCAUUGGUAGAAUGUGAAGGAUCCUUGACACUGGAACAGUACUUCAACGGGAUUCGAUGACAUAGCCUCCUUGAAAUUCAGCCGUUUGAAGUUCCUUUCCUGGCUUUGAGAAGCAGUGUGGUUUGUGUCUGGUGUGAAACCAAAAGUCAGUGUUGUCAUUUGGUUCAUGCUUGUUUUUUGGGUGACAACAAAUACCUGUAAGGACAGAACAAAGCACACAGGUAAUUAAUAUGAUCUGCGCCUUGCUGCUGUUUACUUCUGUUGUGCAACGCCCUCCAUUGAUGACAUAUCCUUGAUGACAAUGGUUCUGCUCAAAAAUGUUGGAGACACAGGCUGGUUCACAGGAUAGCACAGAGGUUCCAAGAGUCUUGAACAAAACCGGUUCGAGAAUCAUAGCUAAUUUGGUGGAAACGGUGUAAUAGAAAUAAUAAAGGGUUCCCUGUGCAUCAAUAUGAGACCCCAGGGGCAUGACAAAGCACUGGAUAUUUGACAACCUGAGAAUUAGAAUGGGUUGAUAUUCUUUAUUUUUCUCACAGUCAACAAAUCCAAUGAAAAGACCAACAAUGAAUUGAUCCCACAAACAGGUCUGUCGCCAGAGCCUGAGAUAUCUUAUUCCUCUGUGCCAUUGAGCUCCAUUGUUGCCCAAAAACUAUUAAAAGCAGUGAGCCAUACGGUUUCAUUGGAUGUUACUUCAUUUCAAUAAACUUAGGCACUGUAGUUCAUUUUGAGUUGAGCCCACACACACCAUCCUGCUGCUGUAAAUACUCACCAGAGCACCAAAUGAGUAUUAAUCCGCAGCUGAAAAUAGUUUUCAGUAGGAGUGAAUGAACUCGGGGCUGAGAGCCACAGACUGGGAAGUCAGAAACUACUGAGAGGCGGACUAACACAUUUUGGUUUUGUUCUUUUCAUGUGGUUUGUUGACAGUAACAAAAAUAUAGAAUCACACCAGCCUCAUCCUUUAAUGGUUCCAAUGAAAAUGGAAAGUUAGUUAAAGCUGGGGUAGGCAUAAAUCUGGAAGAUGAUAAAAAAAGGUAAAAUUUGGAAAUAAACCCUCCUCCUGCAGCUUUUUCCUCUCCUCUGUCCUAAGCCCCUCACUCAGCCCCUCCUUGACCUUCUCUCAUGGUUCAUCAGACCACAGGUGAGCCGAGAAUAAGCUGCUAACCACCCCGCCAUCUCUCUGGCCUGAUCCCCGCCACUGCAGACUCCUUUCCUGGGAGAAGAGCAGGAGGCAGUCUGACAGACGGACCUUUGGUCAGCAGCAUAGCGACUUAAAUUCCAACCCUGUCUCACUUUGAAGUCGUCGAAAACUGGUGCUUGAUCAAUGACCUCCGGUGUCAAAUACCGAUGAAAGAGCAGUCCUUUCACAUCGGCAUGAUAUGCCGUCAGUCGCUGUUCUUCUGUAAUGGUGUCCAGCGGCAUCAGCUGGAAAUGCAGUGGGACAAAAUACAUUAAGGCGACAAAAGUCCGAGUAGGGCGGGCAGGAGGGAUGGAGGAUGGGUCCAACAACCACCAACUUUCACCUGACAGGCUGUAAAACUGUAGGUUAAAACCUGUUCUUUUUUCUGAAACGCAACCACAUGCGUAUGUUGGCUAAACAUAACCACGUGUGUGUCGAAGGAAAAAAUACAUCAGUUGGCGGUGUUGUUCAUAAGUAGUGCUUUUUUUUUUAAAGAGACUGUAUGCAAAGUGUACAUUUCCUGUGAAAACAGAAGUGUAUUUU